Aplysia californica (California sea hare) is the source of this 3768-nucleotide messenger RNA. RefSeq lists its product as uncharacterized. Gene Ontology annotation, molecular function: DNA-binding transcription factor activity, RNA polymerase II-specific; sequence-specific DNA binding. NCBI's taxonomy places the organism in Eukaryota, Metazoa, Mollusca, Gastropoda, Aplysiida, Aplysiidae. Gene Ontology annotation, cellular component: nucleus. Gene Ontology annotation, biological process: regulation of transcription by RNA polymerase II; cell differentiation. The record is from RefSeq and is a predicted model, not a curated record.
UUUUUAAUUGAAAGCAAAACAAAUGUGUAAGCUUUCAAAUGCUACCAUUAACUCCACAUGUGCAAACAUUGAUGAGCACAUGAUUUUACCGCGUCGAGACACAUUUGCUUCUGAUUUCUGGUAAUUAAUUGAGAAUAAUAACAAAAUGAGGUCAAAAGGUAUUUCACUGAAACUGAGGUGAUCGACGAAAUUUGUAAGGACGCAGACAAUGACGCGGAGGUUGAUGACUCCGGCAAUCAUCUUCCUUGUUCGGAAAAGGAGUUUUCAGAUCAAGAAGAAAGUGAUGUAAAAAAAUAGAUAAGGAACCCAGUAUCGCUGGAGCAGUUAAAACCAUAAGUAGAUUUAGAUCUAGUCUUUUACCUUAUUAAGGAUAUGAGUCUGGACAAAAGCUUACAAUUACAUAUCUGAUGACAUCUAGAUGACCGAAACCCAGAUAUGUUUUCAAUGAAAACGUGUUGUCGCAUUGUGAAACAUAAUGUUUUAAAACGUAUGCUGAAGUAUCAUGCUUGUAACUUUAGUAGUCUAGGGGUUGAGUUUUCAUAUUAGACUAACACAUGUUUUGUAUAGUCAGAAAGUAGGCUGUAGCUUCGGUCCUUGGGACCUGAGAGACAAGUGAAGUCGGUCCAAUGCGACGCUGCUCCCCUCUUGGAAGGGCGCCUGUCUUAUGCCACUGCAUCUAUUGGGUAGGGAUGGUAUGUUUGAGAGUAUUUUUCACAUAUAUAGAUGCUAUUUCACCGGCGUUUAUGGUGUAGCAUAUAGGUGCUUCGAAGGGACAAGCUGAAAACUACAGUUCGAUUCCCAAGUGGGGAAAGUUUUCAAUAAAUUCUGGGAGAUUCUGCGGAGUUGGUUUAUCCUUCUCAGCACGAGUUGGUCAUGAUAGGCAAAAUUAAAGCCCGUCUCUUGAAUGAUUUAAAUCCAAAUUAUGUUGUUAAAACACCUAUAUUAAAAUGUUAAAAAACAUUUUAUUCCAGACUCUUGAAACCAGACUAUCGACGUGCGCUCUCGAAAUAAUAAUGUCUCGUGGGAUUUUGCACGCUGAUGGAUGAGGCUAUCUAUACCAUCUCAUAGCAGAUUAGUACCACAGCUGGAUGAGUCGCCAAUGCUAGGUUAAUUGGCGAACCUUGUAUCAAGUCUAAUAAAUAGAGAUUCGAACAACUGAUGUAAUGCAUAGGACAAUGUGAUGCCAUGUUCUAAUUACUUAAGCUGGCCUAUUGCAGUGAUAGCAAUUUCAAAAUAAUAUAUUCUUUUGUUGACAAGGUCAUGAAUAAUGCCUUCUAUCUAAACAAACAGAGUUGCAAGUGUCGCAAAACUCAUACAAAAACAAAACUAUUUGUUUCUACAUAUAAGCCUUGCCUAAAUACAAAACAAAAAACGCUCCAAAAUAUGACAGACGCUUUCAAACUUGCUUUGAACUUCCUCUUACCAUCCACUUAGGACGGACAACAUCAGCGCUGUCUCUCCGAGGCUCACAUCUCCCAAAGUACUCCACUCACGGCCUGAGCUCAUGUAAAACAGCCUAUCCCUCGUCUUCAGAAGUGCUGUCAUUUUGGCGUGACUCUCUGCCUAGUUGGUCGCCUAUCAGACCCUCUCUUUACGUGUAUACGAACAAACGCAGAUACACACACAUAUACUCACACACGCACACCCGGGCGUAUCAUCACCGGAAUUAACCAAGAGCUCGGGAAGGAAAGGAGAAGGGCCAUCGGGAAAGAAUGGCUUUCACGAGUGAACAAACAACCCUUUCAGCGUCCCUUCCCUUGCUGGAUCAACUGAUCGAUGGCGUCACUGACAGCAAGGAGAGAGUCCACAGCUUGUCUCAAAAUAUUUCUCACAAAAGAAAACUGGCAAUCAACGACGACAAUGAACAGAAUUCUAAGCGUCUUGUCGUGCCUGAGGCGCAGAACAAGCCCGACAAGGGAGAGAAGAGCAGUUCGCCUAUAGAAUACACCAAGGUCUGGUUGUUCCCCUCUGAAAUGUCGACAGCUACUCUUCCAGUCUCUCUUUCUGAGUCAAUUGACUCAAAGCAUUCAACCAUUUCUUCUGUAUUCAAUCUGAAACCUCGUACAGAAAACUCUAAGUACGACCUAUCCUCUCAGUCUUCUGAACCCGACAAUCUACCUAGAGCAGAGAAAGUGGAACCAGUAGAUCUGAACACAAACAAAGACCCAUGCAACUUACAGAAGUAUUGGCCUUUGAAGACAUCACUGAUGAAGCCAACCCCAUCGAAAAAGUCAAAACAUGACAAUUUGCCAGAUAGCAGGGAAAUGAGUAAAACCACUGACGUAACAAUUUCUAAUGAGAUAAAUAGUGAGAGCUGCAAUGGGUAUAAAAAACUGGCCAAAAGCAAAUGUCAACAAAAUGUUGCAACUUCGACUUCUAUUCAGAUCACUCUCAUAACUCCUAACAAAGGCGUUACACAGAGUGGAGGCAUCAUGAAGUCAGUGGGACCAACAAAGCAAGGCUCGAACUCCUCUCAAACAAAAGACAGAGCAUGGGAAAGUGGGUCACAGGCUAUGUAUGUUUACGAUGUGGUCUCAAAAGCUUCUACAGACAAUCUUGAGUUAGCAAAGUCUAUAGGCUCUGUGGACUCUGGGCAUGCAGCGCCGUCUACACUUGCACAGUCAAAAUCAGAAAUACAGACACAUGUCAUCAAUUCUGACGGCUUGACCCCUUCCGGGGGAACAACAAACAUUCCAGAAUUGAUCAGGUUCCCGGAAGUAGACUCAAUCACAUCACUGAUAACAAGCAGUCAAGAUUACCCUCCAUCGUGCAUGUUUUCAAAAUCAAAAUUCAAAACGUCUCUUAAAGAAAUGCCAAAUACAACAACACAUUAUAGAGGGGUAGAUAACCCGUUGAUGACCAUCUUCAAUGAAUUAGAAAGCGGGGAAAUACCACAUUUUCCCAUUGAAAGGAACAAUCCUCUCUAUAGCAGCUCCGAUAUCAACUCUGAUAAAAGCUAUGUUGUGCCCUCAAGCUACUCGAACCCAAUUUCUCCUUUUCUUUACUCGACAUCGUUGGGCGCUCAGGACUCAAACCAGCAACCCCUGAACCUGAUACAGACGCCUCAUGCCAAUCACUCACCUGCAUCUUUCCCUGCCACCAUACAAGACAUGCUCUCUGACCCGACUCUAAAACCAGCUCACAACACUGGGAAUCUACACAGACCCACAUCCUCCUCAGGCACUGGGAUGGAUCUGUCUUUGUGCAGCACCCUGCCACCAUCAAACGCUGCUUUGUCAUCAGUUCCCAUCCCUAUGGGGAACAUGGACUGCUCUGAACUAUCUAGAGUUGCCUCUACAGGUGGGCUUAUGGCGAAUGGCCAAGGUGGACUCGCCUCUUCCAACGACUUUUCAGUACAAAACCCAACGAUGUCCUUAUUUCAAAAUGAUGCUAUGUCUACGUCAGAGUCCAUCUUGAUGAGGUCUGGCAGCUCCCCGUCCACGGAGGAGGAUGGAGUGAUCACGAAAUCCGAGUCAAACCAAAGAUGCCAGAAGAACAAAGACAUCACACGCUCGUUGUUCAAAGGCACCUCCAAUCCUUUCGAUAGCGAUGAAUGUAACUUUAGCUCCGACCAAGGGCUGUACUCUUCUUAUGCUGAUUGCAGUCAUCAGGGGAAGUCAGCUUCUUUCGAUGAGUUUCCCACGGCAGACAGUUUUAUGUCGGCAGACAUACCGUCUGGGGUGUCCAGUAGAGACCUGAACUGUACAAAGACCGCUGUCACGUCACUAAACAGCAAAAGCAACUCCAAAGGCGUGGUGGUACCGGCAG